Molecule: messenger RNA, 4985 nt
Organism: Corvus hawaiiensis (hawaiian crow)
Lineage: Eukaryota; Metazoa; Chordata; Aves; Passeriformes; Corvidae
Gene: UBTF
Product: upstream binding transcription factor
Exons: 22
Coding region: 231-2642 (803 amino acids)
Source: RefSeq, a predicted model, not a curated record
CCUCGCUCCCUCCCUCCUUCCCGCUCGCCUUCCCUCCCUCCUCCCCGGUGCCGCAGCUGGAUUUCGGGGGCAGGCUUCCAGCGCUGCCCGCUUGUUUUUCCCGAGCCCGGGUGAGUCCCGCGCCGCGGCGGGAGCUGGGCGCCGCGCUCCGCCGAGCUGUGCGGGAGUGAUUUUGGGAAGAGGGUGAGGAGGGAGCCCGCGGGACCGUCCUGGGCACAGGCAGGUGGAGGAUGAACGGCGAAGCCGAGUGCCCUGCAGACCUGGAAAUGACAGCUCCCAAAAACCAAGACCGCUGGUCGCAGGAGGACAUGCUGACCCUCCUGGAGUGCAUGAAGAAUAACCUGCCCUCCAACGACGGGAGCAAGUUCAAAACCACCGAGUCCCACCUGGACUGGGAAAAAGUGGCUUUCAAGGACUUCUCAGGGGAGAUGUGCAAGAUGAAGUGGAUGGAGAUUUCUAACGAGGUGAGGAAAUUCCGGACCCUCACAGAGCUCAUUAUGGAUGCUGAAGAGCAUGUGAAGAAUCCUUACAAAGGCAAAAAGCUCAAGAAACAUCCCGACUUCCCCAAGAAGCCCCUGACUCCCUAUUUCCGCUUCUUCAUGGAGAAGCGAGCCAAAUACGCCAAGCUUCACCCCGAAAUGAGCAACCUGGAUCUCACCAAGAUCCUGUCUAAGAAAUACAAGGAGCUUCCUGAGAAGAAGAAGAUGAAAUAUAUCCAGGACUUCCAGAGAGAGAAGCAGGAGUUUGAGAGGAACUUGGCGAGGUUCAGGGAAGACCACCCGGAUCUCAUCCAGAACGCCAAGAAAUCCGACGUCCCCGAAAAACCCAAGACCCCCCAGCAGCUGUGGUACAACCACGAGAAGAAGAUCUACUUGAAAGUGCGUCCAGAUGUGAGUACGGCCACCACGAAGGAGGUGAAAGAGUCGCUGGGCAAGCAGUGGUCUCAACUCUCGGAUAAAAAGAGGCUGAAAUGGAUUCAUAAGGCCCUGGAACAGCGGAAGGAGUACGAGGAGAUCAUGCGGGAUUACAUCCAGAAGCACCCAGAGCUGAACAUCAGCGAGGAGGGGAUCACCCGCUCCACCCUCACCAAGGCCGAGCGGCAGCUUAAGGACAAGUUCGACGGACGACCCACGAAGCCACCCCCGAAUAGCUACUCCCUGUACUGUGCAGAGCUGAUGGCCAACAUGAAAGAUGUGCCCAGCACGGAGCGGAUGGUGCUGUGCAGCCAGCAGUGGAAGCUGCUCUCCCAGAAGGAAAAGGAUGCCUACCACAAAAAGUGUGACCAGAAAAAGAAAGACUAUGAGAUCGAGCUGCUCCGCUUCCUGGAGAGCCUGCCCGAGGAGGAGCAGCAGCGGGUGCUGGGCGAGGAGAAGAUGCUGGGCAGCAAUCGGAAAGGGGCGACGAGUCCUGCAUCCAAAAAAUCCUCACCAGAGACCGGCAAGGCCAGCUCAGAGAAGCCCAAGCGGCCCAUCUCAGCCAUGUUCAUCUUCUCGGAGGAGAAGCGGAAGCAGCUGCAGGAGGAGCGGCCGGAGCUGUCGGAGAGCGAGCUGACCCGGCUCCUGGCCCGCAUGUGGAACGACCUCUCCGAGAAGAAGAAGGCCAAGUACAAGGCGCGGGAGGCGGCGAUGAAGGCACAGUCGGAGAAGAAGCACGGCUCGGAUAAAGAGGAGCGCGGGAAGCUGCCCGAGUCUCCCAAAACUGCCGAAGAGAUCUGGCAACAGAGCGUCAUCGGGGACUACCUGGCUCGUUUCAAGAACGACCGGGGCAAAGCGCUGAAGGCCAUGGAGGCCACUUGGAACAACAUGGAAAAGAAGGAGAAACUGAUGUGGAUCAAGAAGGCGGCGGAGGAUCAGAAGCGAUACGAGAGGGAGCUGAGCGAGAUGCGGGCCCCUCCGUGCUCCACCAACUCCACCAAGAAAAUGAAGUUCCAGGGAGAGCCAAAGAAACCCCCCAUGAACGGUUACCAGAAGUUCUCCCAGGAGCUCCUGUCCAACGGGGAGCUGAACCACCUCCCGCUGAAGGAGCGGAUGGUGGAGAUCGGCAGCCGCUGGCAGCGCAUCUCCCAGGGCCAGAAGGACCACUACAAAAAGCUGGCAGAGGAGCAGCAGAAACAGUACAAGGUGCACCUCGACAUCUGGCUCAAGAGCCUCUCGCCCCAGGAGCGGGCUGCGUACAAGGAGCACAUUUCCAACAAACGCAAGAGCAUAGGGAAGAUCCGGGGUCCCAACCCCAAGAUGAAGCCAACGAUGCAGUCCAAGUCGGAGUCAGAGGAUGAUGACGAGGAGGAAGAGGAGGAGGAAGACGACGAUGAAGACGAGGAUGACGAUGAUGACAACGGCGACUCGUCAGAGGAAGGCGGCGACUCCUCGGAGUCCAGCAGCGAGGAGGAGAGCGAGGACGGGGAUGAGUGUGAAUGCCGAGUAAGUCACCAGAGUCAAAGCUUUACACCGGUGCAACUGAAAUCAGAGUAUGCUGGAUGGCGCUGGGGCCAGAAACCGUGUCCGUGCCUUGUGCUCGCCACCGGACAGAACGACGAGGAUGAUGAGGAUGAGGAUGAUGAGGAUGAGGAUGACAACGACUCGGAGGGCAGCAGCAGUUCCUCCUCCUCUUCGGGGGACUCCUCCGACUCCGACUCCAACUGAUCGGCCAAGCUCUUCGUAACGUCGUUUGGUUUCUCGGUUUCGGUCCCAAAUCCCCCCUGCAGCCCCUCAAAAUCCUUCCUUCUCUUCCUCCUGCCCCCCCGUGGUACCCCCAACGCGGGGAGCGGGGGCCGGGGGGACCCCUCCGCCAAGCUCACACUACGGAGGGGGAUCAGGGGCUGCUUCCCCCAGGCCGGGGGGCGAGGAGAGAGCCCCCCACCCCUGCCCCCUGCUUUACUCCCGAGGGAAAGCGAUUUUUUUUUGGAAUUUCAUUCUUUCCAGGGGGAUGUCUCUCCAUCCCUACCCCCAUAACCCCCUCGCUACCAGCUCCGGACUUUCUAGAAAGAGAAGAAAAACACACAGGAAAAAAAAAAAAACCAACAACACCCCCCCAUACCUUUUUUUUAAUUAAAAAUCCCAGAAAUGGGAAGAAAAUCCCCUCCCCACGCAGCCCCUCCGGCAGCGGGCGCGGAGCACGAGCCGAGGCGCUCAGGACUCAGCCGAUGGGACAAUGCCUCCUUGCAACCCCCCCAGCCCUCUGCGCACCCCCAGCAUCUUGGGGGUCCUCCCCACCCCCCAAAAAAACCUUGUACAGUCUGGAAGCUGCCCCGGGAGCUGCCCGGGAACUCCACAUCCACGGCACUUGGGAGCGCCGGGGACGGCCAGGACGGUGACCCGCGGCGUGUCCCCGAUGGGGUGGGAGGGGCGUGGGGAGGGGGCGUGUGUGUGAGUGCGAGUGGGAGCCGGGGGGGCACCGGGGCCGCCCCCCCCCGGGGCCGGCGGCUCAGCGUGACCAAGGGGGGGCGCGGGGUCCCCCCGCUCUGUUGUCGGUGGUUGUUGUGCCGUUGUAUUUUAUUUUAUUUCGUUUUUGGUUUUUUUUUCCUUUUUAUAAAACAAGAAAGAUCCAUCUUUUAUUUUUCAUUUCCCCCGCCCCGUUUCCCCCCCACCCCCCCACCCCUUUUCCUUCCCACCCCUGUCCCCCGUUUUCCUCUCGGUCUCUGCUGAAGCUGCUCCUCUCCCUUCACCCCAAAUCCUGGGGGGGACCAGAGCUCCCCUUGCCCCAGUCAGCCCCAGUUAACCCCAGUUACCGCCAGUUCGCGUCCCCCCCGGGGGUCUCAACCCCCCCGGGCCAUGCUGUAAAUAUUGGUGCGGUUUGGGUUUAUUUUGGGGGGUCAAUGCCCCCCUCCCCGGGAGGGGGAUGGGGCCGCGGGGACCAGGGUGGGUGCAUGGGGGGUCUGUCAGGGGCCCCCCUUUUUUUUAAGCAGACACGAGCACCAGCAAUCCCACGGCACCUCCCCGCAGGGUUCUGUCCCCCCACCCCGUGCCACCCCCAAAAACCCACCCAGUGUCAUUGGGGACCCCCACCCUAAUUGGGGGGGGCUCAAGAUUUGUUCUUUCUGCCCCUCUCCCAUCCUGUCCCUGGAGAGGACUUGGGCUGGGGAACAGGAUUUGGGGGGCCCCAGAGAAGGGGAUGGGGGGCUUGAGGGGGCUUUUUCUCUCUAGGGCUGUAAUUUAGCCAUUUUUCUCUUCAGCCGAAUCUCUGCAGGGGCUUGGGGGGGCAGAGGGGGGCUCUGCUGCAGGUUUGGGGUUUUGAGGGGAGUCCCUACCCCCCCCCAGCUCUGUAACACCCCCCAGGUUUGCUGCUCUCAGCACCCCAAAUCCCCCACAAAGACAUUGGGGAACCCCUCGAUGCUGAGGGGGAGGUGGGGGCAACACCCCUUUUUCCUGGCCUCAGUUUGGGCUGAAAAAACACCAUUUUGGACAAACUGACCCCAAACCUGGGGGGAAGGGGGUGAACCCGGGUGCUCCCGCACGGACAAUCCCCCCGUGUCCCCCCCGGGACCGGGGCCCCGAAGAGAACCCAGAUGGUGUCCCCCCCCCAGUGUCCGUCUGUCUGUCCCUCUGUUUCCUCCUCCCACUUCCCCCAAUCCAUUUGGGAUUUUCCUUUCAUUUUCUUCCCAAUUUUUAAUCGCCACCCCUCCCAAAAUCCCCUAAGGGGAACCCCCCCCAUCCCUUUUUUUCUGCUGAAUGUACCCAGCACCGUCGUGUUUUAGUGGAUGUGUUUUUACGACAAAAAAAAAGACAAAAAAAAUUCAACCCCACCUUUUUUUUCCCCACCUUUUUUUCUGUUAAAAAAAAAAAAAAAGUUAAAAAAAAUUAAAUAAUAAAAAAGAAAAAUUCUUACAGCGCCGACAAUUUGGGAGGGGGUGGAAAGACGUUUGCGCUGCAAGAGAAUUCCUGAGUGCAUUUUGGCACUGCCACAAAAUCCCGGGAUCCUUUAGAUGGAAGUUCUUGUGAAUUACGUUAAAAAAAAAAGGCAAAAAAACACCAAAAAAAAAAAAUCAU